Molecule: messenger RNA, 7344 nt
Organism: Cavia porcellus (domestic guinea pig)
Lineage: Eukaryota; Metazoa; Chordata; Mammalia; Rodentia; Caviidae
Gene: Zbtb38
Product: zinc finger and BTB domain containing 38
Exons: 2
Coding region: 945-4697 (1250 amino acids)
Biological process (GO): regulation of transcription by RNA polymerase II
Cellular component (GO): nucleus
Molecular function (GO): protein binding; DNA-binding transcription factor activity, RNA polymerase II-specific
Source: RefSeq, a predicted model, not a curated record
CACACACCCAGUACUGGGGACUGAACACUGGACCUUCACACUGAAUUAUAUCCUGGCCCUUUUCAUUUUUUAUCUUGAGACAGGGUCUCAGUAAAUCACUAAAUUGCCCAGACUGGGCUAGAACUUGUAAUCCUCCUGCCUCUGUCUCCCAGAGUACUUGGAUUACAGGUGUGCCUUACCCCACCUGAUCUGAAACCAGCUCUUAAUGGUAGCUCACCCCUACAAUGAUAGUUUUCAGGGGAAAGAAACCCUAUCCUUGGGUACCCUCCCUUGGUCCUCAUCUCGUUUAAAGUGCCUUAUAAAUUCAGGACUCCUGCAUGUAGGUAAAGCUAACAAGGACAUAGCACUGGAGGCCUUCAGAAAGGAAUUCUCUAAUAAGCCGGCAGAUGUCCCAACAAGCUUGAUCCCAAGGUGAAGCUCAAAUAACUCAGGCUACCCUGAAACACUGCUGCAUUUCAAAAAGAAAGAAAGAAACCCUCCUUUCAUCUUCCCAAGCAGGGAACCUAAAAUGUUUAGGCCUUUUACAUGUUCAUGAAUCUGACAGUACUUGUUCUCACAACCUAUUGCACGCAACUACAAGUCUGGAGCCCAUUGUUUAGAUUCUCAAGAUAAUGGGUGAGGUUUUCUCAGCCUCCCUUCCUCCCUCUGGGGUACACACUAGCAACACCCUAAUGGCUGCUUAGAGUUAGUUAAAAAAAAAAAAAAAAACACCCUUGUCCCACCGUGCCUUCUUGAAUCCCAUAGCUUUAAGUGCAUUAAAGCCUGAUAAGGUAGCUCUUCUGUUCCUCUUUUUGGCCACAUUUAAAAGAUGAAAUCAAGAGGAUUUUCCUUUUCCUAGACUCAGCCCAACUCUAUAAAGAGCUUCUGUUUUGUAAUCUGUUUUGGAGAUCUGAUGCGUUUGUUUCUAACACCCCAUCACGUGAGGUCUGACGUAGAUACCUAGCAUGACUGUGUGCAGGAGAUUUGCGUGGGAUGGCGGAGCCCGCUCCCUGCAGCAAAAUGUCUUUUGUCAGAACCCUUCCCGCAGGGACUGGCAGACCUGCACAAUAGAUCCCGCAUCCACACGGGCUGGCCUAGUAUGGACUGCAAGUGUGACUUUUGCAGGAUUCCAGAUGACAGUCAUGUCCCUUUCUAGGGACCUCAAGGAUGACUUCCACAGUGACACUGUGCUCUCCAUCUUAAAUGAGCAGCGUAUUCGAGGCAUUUUAUGUGAUGUUACUAUCAUUGUGGAAGACACCAAAUUUAAAGCCCACAGCAAUGUGCUGGCUGCUUCCAGCCUUUAUUUCAAAAACAUCUUCUGGAGCCAUACAAUCUGUAUUUCCAGCCAUGUCCUGGAGCUGGAUGAUCUCAAAGCUGAAGUGUUUACGGAAAUACUUAAUUAUAUCUACAGCUCCACAGUCGUCGUCAAGAGACAGGAAACAGUCACUGAUCUUGCAGCUGCAGGGAAAAAGCUGGGAAUAUCGUUUUUGGAAGACCUCACCGACCGUAACUUCUCAAAUUCUCCAGGUCCCUAUGUAUUCUGCAUUACUGAAAAGGGAGUGGUUAAAGAAGAAAAAAAUGAAAAAAGACACGAAGAGCCAGCCAUCACUAAUGGGCCAAGGAUCACAAAUGCAUUUUCCAUCAUUGAAACAGAGAACAGUAAUAACAUGUUUUCUCCACUGGACUUGAGGGCAAGUUUCAAAAAAGUCUCUGAUUCCAUGAGAACAACUAGCCUUUGCCUGGAGAGGACUGACAUCUGCCACGAGGCAGAGCCCGUCCGCACGCUUGCCGAGCACUCAUAUGCUGUUUCAUCCAUCACUGAAGCCUACCGAAGCCAGCCUGCCCGGGAACACGAUAGCAGUUCCCCCGGGAAAACAGGUAAAGAAAAUGGGGAAGCUCUUGCCACAAAACCGAAAACAUGCCGAAAGCCAAAGACCUAUUCCCUCCCCCAGGAUUCUGAUUCAGCCACAGAAAACAUACCACCCCCUCCAGUAACCAACCCAGAGACUAAUCAAGAAAGAAGCCCACAGCCAGCUGCUGUUCUCCCUCAUUCAAAAUCUCCCAACAAUGAGGAAGAUGUCCAUUUUUCCAGGGAAGAUGAAAACCAAUCUUCCAGUAAUCCUGGGCCACCAGCAGCAGAGGUCCCACCUCUCGUUUAUAAUUGUAGCUGUUGUUCCAAAUCCUUCGACAGUAGUGCUCUGCUCAGUGCCCACAUGCAGCUUCACAAGCCAACCCAGGAGCCCUUAGUGUGCAAGUACUGCAACAAACAGUUCACCACCCUAAACCGUUUGGAUCGGCAUGAACAGAUCUGUAUGAGGUCAAGCCAGUUGCCCCUUCCUGGAGGAAACCAAUGCUUUUUAGAAAAUUACCCCACCAUUGGGCAAAAUGGUGGUUCCAUCACAGGCCCAGAACCUUUACUCUCUGAAAAUCGGAUUGGUGAAUUUUCCAGUACUGGAAGUACUUUGCCAGAUGCGGACCACAUGGUUAAAUUUGUUAAUGGGCAAAUGCUCUACAGUUGCGUUGUGUGCAAACGCAGCUAUGUGACUUUAUCCAGCCUCCGGAGACAUGCAAAUGUCCACUCUUGGAGAAGAACAUAUCCUUGCCACUACUGCAACAAAGUGUUUGCAUUGGCUGAGUACAGGACAAGGCAUGAAAUUUGGCAUACUGGUGAAAGGCGGUAUCAGUGCAUUUUUUGUCUUGAAACUUUCAUGACCUACUAUAUACUAAAAAACCAUCAGAAGUCUUUCCAUGCCAUAGACCAUAGGCUUUCCAUUAGUAAAAAGACAGCAAAUGGAGGCUUGAAACCUACUGUCUAUCCAUAUAAACUUUAUCGGCUACUGCCUAUGAAAUGCAAGAGAGCUCCUUAUAAGAGUUACCGAAAUUCUUCCUAUGAAAAUGCUCAAGAAAACACGCAAAUAAAUGAGUCUACACCUGGUACCUAUGUUGUUCAGAAUCCGUGCAGUUCCGAAUUAUCUGCACUGAAUUUCCAAGAUAGUGUAAAUGCCUUGACCAAUAGCCCAGCCAUCCCAUUAGAGGCAUCGGCAUGUCAGGACAUACCCACUUCUGCCAGUGCGCAAAAUGCAGAGGGUGCCAAAUGGAGAGAGGAAGCAGUGAAGAUUGACCUAGACAGUAACUUUUACUCAACCGAGGUAUCAGUAUCUUCCACUGAAAAUGCUGUCAGCUCUGAUCUCCAGGCAGGAGAUGGACCUGUUUCAUCCCUGAGUAAUGGCAGUGAGAACUCAGCCUCCGUGAUCAGCUAUAGUGGCUCUGCACCCUCAGUCAUUGUGCAUAGUAGCCAGUUCUCAUCAGUGAUAAUGCACAGCAAUGCUGUUGCUGCCAUGGCCAGCAGCAGCCACAGAGCCCCUUCAGAGCCAGCUGUCAGUCAGUUCCUGAAAGAUGACAGUAAGCCUGAGACAGACAAAGUGGGCAGAUUUACAAGCAGACCCAAAAGCAGUAAGGAGAAAAAGAAAACUGUUCCAUGUAACAAGACAGAAAUUGCAGAGGAAUCAAAAUACGUUGCUGAUCCUGGAGGGUCAUUAAGCAAAGCCACAAAUACAGCUGAAGAAACCAGUAAAAUUGAAACUUACAUUGCAAAACCUGCUCUUCCUGGAACUUCCACAAACAGCAACGUUGCACCCCUUUGCCAAAUAACAGUGAAAAUUGGGAACGAAGCCAUUGUGAAAAGGCAUAUUCUGGGAUCUAAACUGUUUUACAAAAGGGGAAGAAGACCUAAGUAUCAAACACAGGAAGAGACAGCGCCCCAGGUGAAUGACCCAGAAACCCACAGAGACAGCCCGCUUGAUCUGUGCCAAUCUGAGUGUGUGGAGAUGAGUGAAGUAUUUGAUGAUGCAAGUGAUCAGGAUUCCACUGAUAAGCCGUGGCGCCCUUACUACAACUACAAGCCCAAAAAGAAAUCCAGACAGUUGAGAAAAAUGAGGAAAGGCAACUGGAGGAAAGAACAUGGGAGUAAGAGCCCAAGCAAUAAGUGUAAAUACCCAGCAGAGCUGGACUGUGCCGUGGGGAAGCCACCUCCAGACAAGGCCUUUGAAGAAGAAGAAAAUAAAGAGAUGCCCAAGCUGCAGUGUGAACUCUGUGAUGGAGACAAAGUGUCAGGAGCUGGAAACCUGGGCAGGCCCCACCGGCAUCUCACUUCCAAACCGUAUGUGUGUGAGCUCUGUGCCAAGCAGUUCCAGAGCCCUUCCACACUCAAAAUGCACAUGAGGUGUCACACUGGAGAGAAGCCGUACCAGUGCAAGACCUGUGGGCGGUGCUUUUCAGUGCAAGGAAAUUUACAGAAACAUGAACGCAUCCAUCUGGGCGUGAAGGAGUUCAUCUGCCAGUAUUGCAAUAAGGCAUUCACAUUGAAUGAGACCCUCAAAAUCCAUGAACGAAUCCACACUGGUGAGAAGCGUUACCACUGUCAGUUCUGUUUUCAGAGUUUUUUGUAUCUGUCCACAAAAAGGAAUCAUGAGCAGAGGCAUAUUCGGGAGCAUAAUGGGAAAGGCUUCGCUUGCUUCCAGUGCCCUAAAAUUUGCAAAACAGCUGCUGCCCUUGGGAUGCACCAAAAGAAACACUUAUUCAAAAAUCCAAGUCAGCAGGAGAAAACCAGUGACGUGUGCCAAGAAAACUCUGAUCCUCCGGAGAAUCAACAUUUUGUUGAUUCAGAAGACAAUGACCAAAAGGAUAAUGUACAAACCAUUGUUGAAAGCGUCAUUUGAGUGGCAGUAGUUAGAAAAAAAUCUUCAAAACAUAAGUUGGUGGGUUUUUUUUUUUCUUUUUGUGUUGUUUCAGGUUUGUUUUAUUCACUUAACAGUCAUGAAGGAGUGAAAUGUUUUUUAAAAAUUUCUAGUGUGAAAACUCCAGAAAAAGGAUCCUAAUACCUACUUUGGGUUUUAGCACUAACUUCAUGCAAAGUAAAAACAAUAUAGCUAAAUCCUCCAGCAUCCCAAAUAUCUUGUGAAUAUCUUGUGAAAGUUCUUAGCUGUGGUAUUUCUACCAGUGCAAAAGAGGAGUUUAAUUUUAGCCUAAUUUAAAACUUUCUAGUAAAUGCUGAUAGUUGGCUGCUGAACUGUCUUUAGUCACUGGAGAAAAUAAAGGUCAGAUACAAAGAAGGCAUCUUCGAAAUGUGUGAAGUGGUAAAUGAGCUAUGACAGUAUUUAUUUCCAUCUGGCUUCUGUACUAUUAAAAUGUUUAAAUUAAUGGAUACAUAUGAAAUACUUAACAAUGUAACUGAAAAUAUGUGUGUAAUGAGUAACCCUAAAGUAGGACAUUCAUACAUUAUCUAUAACUACUUUUCUGCAACAUAAACCUUGUAAAAUACGUAUAUAAAUCACUAUAACUUUUAACUGUUCAUAUCCCCUAUAGAGAAUUAUAAGCAAUAGAUCUACAAAUAGUGAAAACUGGUGUAAAAAUCAGUAGAAAGCAUUUUGAAUGUGAUUUAAGAGCAUGUGUAUGCUUUUAGAUGGAAUGCUGUGCUGUUCUCUUGAAAUACGGCAAGCUGUUCUUAGAACUGGCCUCCAGUCACAGAAAACAUGAGUCACGCCUUAUCUGUGAACAAAAGCUUCCCAGAAUUUACCUAUGCUGUAUAAUACUUUGCAAUGAAGAAGGGUCAGAUUCUUCUGAAACUCUGCAGUCUUCCAGCCAUCUCAAGGCCAUGAAUAUGGAGGUUUAGACAGAUUUAAGGGUUCAAAGAAACCUGGCAAAUCCCAUUCCACUGAAGGAAUGUCUGGGAGAUUUAUCUCAAGGGUGGUAAAUUUCCAGGCACUUGAAAGUGACAGAAAGCCUGAUCCCUCCAGUUACUAGCCUUCCUGGAGUUUACGCAGCUCACAGAUGCAUACUGAUGUAAAGCAAAAGGACAACAGAAACACACACACAACUGACUUAAGUCGGUAAGAGCAAGUGAUGACCUUCCUUGCUUCAAGCACUAGCUUUGAUUUUGGGAUUUAGGGAGGUAGACUAUGGAGUGGCAAGGCACUGUCCUUUACUUAUAUUGCUCAGAAACAAAUACACAAAGCCAAGUGCUUUGUCCUCAUAUUUGUAGACAUCUAGUUCCCUUACAACAAACUUAAGUUUCUUAGUGUUAACUGACCCAAAAUAUCAACAUUGCACUCAAAAAUCCAAUUGCCCUACAAGAUAUUCUGUCCUGUGGACUAGGUUCCUGGAAAGCUGGAACUCGUAAUUCUUUUAAAACUGCCAGAAUAAGAGGCAGAAAGAAUACAUUCCGAUUCUUUGGUCACUGCUCUGAGCAGAAUUCUGAACUCAGCUCAAGGCUGACCAGCAGCGAUGCAGGUUCAUGGACCUGAUAGAUGGAAUCGCGAGGUCAUCCAAAGUUGGAAGGUUAUCGUGAUGAAGAAGUAGUGCAGAGGACUCCAGAUUCUCUCACCAUGUGCUGUGAUGUCUCCAUGAAGAAAACUUAGUAUGGUUUGGGGUGGGCCAGAAAACAUUUACACACCCAGAAAAGGACACAAUUCAAGUUGACCUUAUACCAUAGUACUUUGCUAUUAAGUAACCCCAAUAUUAUAUCUGCCUUUAUCUUUUGUUUAUCAACAUUAACUUCCAUACAGUAUUAUAGGAUAGAGAAGAAUGGGAAAACACAAGCAAAUUCAACUUUAUUUUAUAUAUUGUAUAUACAUACACCUGCACCAUCUUUUUGGGUUUUGUUAAGGAGAUAGUCACAAAGGGCUUAUGAAAAUCACCUUGAAUUGGUAAUUAGAAUAUUGAUAAGCAAUUCUUAUGAUCCAUUCAUUUGUUUUCUGUUAGGAUUGUGAACCAAUCAAUUACAUAGUUUAGUUACUUUGAUUUAACUACAAAUAUAAAAUUAUUAUAUGUAGUGAUGUCUCCCAGCCCUUACAUGUGGAUAUUUUUAAAGUGGACUUGUAUGCUGAUAAUUCUAGACCAAAGUAAAUAUGGCAGAAUAUUUAUACAUGAAAAAGUAAUUUUGCAAAUAUUUUCUAUAAUUGUAUUAUUCAUUUAAAAUGUUGAUAGCUUGUGUUAGUUUCAGGGAGGGGUGUAUAUUUUGAUAAAAAAUACUUGACUUUGUAAUUCUGUAUAUUCUAUACAAUUUAUAGCAGAGCUGUUUUAAGACAACCUUGUCCCGUUUUUGGUUAAUUGUGAAAAUUUUAUUAUGAGUGAUGUUUAAGUAUGCAUUGAGUACAUAAUGACCAACUAGAAUUAAAGUAAGUGUAAACAGUGAACAUACUGUAUGCUGUACAAGAUAUAUUGUAACUUGCUGUUUUAGCAUCUGUAUUUUGGUUAGAAGAUAUUAUUAAAUGCAGAUGUUAAGGGUCAAAAAGUCUUAUUUUAUUUUUAGAAAUAAUGAAUAUAAACUUGGUUUUGCUUGAUUAAAAUAGCUUGUUUCUACGUUAA